GUCCAACUCGUCGUCAUGACGGUAGUCCUCCGUGAUGCGACCGAGGCGGAUGUCCCGUUGAUUUACGACUUUAUCCAUGAGCUAGCGACGUACGAGAAGCUCGCACACGCACAUGUGGGUACCCAAGACGAUCUUCUCCAGACGCUGUUCCGCCACAAGUACGCGCAUGUCGUGCUGGCGUCCGUGGACGGCGCCGACGUCGGGUUUGCCUUGUACUUUUUCAACUACUCGACGUUCCUGAGCAAGCCUGGCUUGUACCUGGAAGACUUGUACGUUCGCCCUAGUUUCCGCGGACGAGGCGUCGGCACGACUUUGAUGAAGCAUCUCGCGGCGCUGGCCAUCGAGAAGGGGUGUGGCCGCAUGGAAUGGAGCGCCAUCGACUGGAACACCCCUGCCAUCAACUUUUACGUGGGAAAGACCGUUGGUGCGACCAUCAUGAACGAGUGGAAGGUGUUUCGACUUCAAGACGACACCUUGACUCGCUUUGCAACCACACGUUUGGCCACGACCGAGUAGUUGACUCUGCAAUCCGAUGUUGCCACGUUGGCAUCCUAGCUCUGCUGACGCGAGUCGGUGAUGAAACGAGAACGAUCCGUGGCCACGAAACGCCCCUUGACCCCCCUCUGCAUGGGUUGGCUACAAUGACUGACUCAAACUGCAGGUCGCACCCGAUGCAGCGCUGAAAGUCGCCGUGCUUCUUGCGUCGGCCCCUACGUCGUUAUGCAUCCAUGUGGGAGCGCCGUCGGGACGAGUUGGGUUGCCGCGCGCAUGUAACAGUAGAGGAGCUACGAGUCGAAAACGCAAGAGGUAGCAGGAGCAUGUGACGUGCGCAUGGACAGCUCCAUGCUUGAUGGCGGAACUGCUUUUGCAACACAUCCAAGAAAGUAGGGCCUGGAUCAAGUGCCAACGCAGGGCCUCCGUCGGCAUCCCUGUCCAGGCAGUGUGCGAGCACAGGCAAACGGGUAGUUCGCAGCAUCGCUGGGACGGCAAAAGUUGCUUCCACAGAGCCGCCCGAACGCCAUCCGUGUCGGGGGUCCAGUAAGCAGGAAGGUUACGCCAUGCCCUUUGUCGUCGUUAUGGCGGCCGCUGAAACUUUCUAGACAAUGGUGUUGAGCACGGCGGCAAAGCUGGUCGCGGCUCGAUGGAACUGACCAGCGGCCACAAGGGCUGCCGCCACACUGGCGUCCAUGGCGCGGUCGUAGCGCAGGCUGCUUCACGAGCGAAACAAUGUUUCAUUAAGAUGAAGGAGCAUACGACACACACACACGAGUUCAAGUAAAUAAGGACGGGUGACAGGAAUGGCAUGCUACUUUACGCACACCGCCGUGAAAGACGCUCGAUGGGCAGUUGGGCAGUCGUGGACCCGGGGCUUGUUGAACCCACACGCGCAGCACAGACGGCGGAUCACUUCGUCGCCGUACUUUUGGAAAUAUGCAACGACUUCAUCAUGUCCAAAUGCAGUCGCGAGCGCUUCGGCCGCUUCCGAGCAUCCUUCCUUGCGCUCGCGAUGGAGGAAUUCCACAACUUGGACGUGUCCAUUGGAUGCGGCGACGUCCAUCGCAUGCUUCGUCCAUCCGGUGCGCGGCUUCGUCGCAUGAAUGUACGCGAGGACUUGGACGUGUCCGUGGGCAGCAGCGUUCGUAAUCGCUUCGGACCAACGCCACUUGAUGGACCCUCUGUGUUCGACAAGCCACUGCAUGACCUGUACAUGCCCAUUUGCAGCAGCUAGAGACAACGCAGCUGGUGUGCACCCUUCACUUCGAUGGGCGUGCAAGAAGGCAAGGAUGUCCAAAUGGCCAUGACUAGCUGCCAAGUCCAUGGCGGAGGAUGUGCACCCUUCGCGUCGGUGAAAGUGCAAGAACUGUACGACGGCCAAGUGACCAUUGGACGCCGCAGCGUCCAUGAGCUUUGUCGUGUCAGGAUGGGUGUCAGUACCCAUGUGUCGAUGGAAGAACUCCACAAUAUCCACAUGGCCAUUCGACGCCGCCGUCAACAUGGCUGUCGCCAUGGCUUCAUCCACGUCAUGAAUGUAAGGAACGAGUUCAGCAACCAUGCGCAAUUGCCCCGUAAAGGCUGCCACAUCCAUCAAGUUAUCCGCGACGUUGUUGGUGCACUUGGACGAAAAACAUGUGCGAAGAAGGUGUCCUUGUCCUGUCGCAGCGGCAUACACUAAGACGAGCCGGCUAGCACGCGGGGAGUAGGUCCAUACUUGUCGACAUUGCCGUCUUCCAUGAGCGUUCCACCACGCUUGGACGAGUGCAACAAUGGCGGCAAUGUCUGCGACUGGAACGGUGGACGAGAUCGGCAAUGGAAACGCUGUGAGCUCGAGCAUGUGGUGUGGCACCCCCUGUUGAAACGGAGUGAUGUGUUGAAAGAGGUCCGUGGAAGACAGGACGGCGUGGGUCGCGGUCGGCAUGGUCCACGCAGGGUUGCUAGCGUACUGUGGGCGACGGAGGAGAUUGGAAACUGGUCCAUGGCGAGCGGUGUUCGCGGACAUUCCCAUGUUCAUGCACCCGACCGAUUUUUCC
Aphanomyces invadans is the source of this 2528-nucleotide messenger RNA. RefSeq lists its product as hypothetical. NCBI's taxonomy places the organism in Eukaryota, Oomycota, Saprolegniomycetes, Saprolegniales, Verrucalvaceae. The record is from RefSeq and is a predicted model, not a curated record. The coding region runs from base 16 to 516 and encodes 166 amino acids. Gene Ontology annotation, molecular function: N-acetyltransferase activity. The transcript is spliced from 2 exons.